GUUCUUCCAGCGCCACGUCGUGAGCCGCCCAGGAGCGGUAGAAAAACGCUUCCCGCGGCAUCCUAGGUGCCCAGUGAGUGAACAGGGGGUCCCGAGGGAAGGGAAGCUUGGUGAGGAUUCGGCCACGGGAAGCAUUAAGGUCCUCCCGAGGAGUGACUCUAAGACCACUAAGGUAACAGGUUAUCUGAUUGGCAUUUUGUUCUGGGGUGAUUUCUGACAUAUCAAGAAUUAUGUCAUGGAUCAAAGAAGGAGAGCUGUCACUUUGGGAGCGGUUCUGCGCCAAUAUCAUAAAGGCUGGCCCAGUGCCCAAACAUAUUGCAUUCAUAAUGGAUGGAAACCGUCGCUAUGCCAAGAAGUGCCAGGUGGAGCGGCAGGAGGGCCACUCACAGGGCUUCAACAAGCUUGCGGAGACUCUACGCUGGUGUUUGAACCUGGGCAUCCUAGAAGUGACUGUCUAUGCUUUCAGCAUUGAGAACUUCAAGCGUUCCAAAAGCGAGGUUGACGGGCUGCUGGAUCUAGCCCGACAGAAGUUCACCUGCUUGAUGGAAGAACAGGAGAAGCUACAGAAGCAUGGAGUGUGUAUCCGGGUCUUAGGCGAUCUGCAUUUAUUGCCCUUGGACCUCCAGGAGAAGAUUGCACGUGCUGUACAGGCUACUAAGAACUACAACAAGUGUUUCCUCAAUGUCUGCUUUGCAUACACAUCCCGUCAUGAGAUCACCAACGCCGUGAAAGAGAUGGCCUGGGGAGUGGAGCAAGGUCUGCUGGAACCCAGUGAUGUCUCCGAGUCCUUGCUUGAUAAGUGCCUCUAUAGCAACCACUCUCCUCAUCCCGACAUCUUGAUACGGACCUCUGGAGAAGUGCGCCUGAGUGACUUCUUGCUCUGGCAGACUUCCCAUUCCUGCCUGGUGUUCCAGCCUGUUCUGUGGCCAGAAUACACAUUUUGGAACCUCUGUGAGGCGAUCCUGCAGUUUCAGAUGAACCAUAGUGCACUUCAGCAGAAGGCCCGAGACACGUAUGCUGAGGAGCGGAAGAGACACCAGCUGGAGAGGGACCAGGCUGCAGUGACAGAGCAGCUGCUUCGUGAGGGGCUCCAGGCCAGUGCGGAUGCCCAACUCCGACGGACACGCUUGCACAAACUCUCCGCCAAACGGGAAGAGCGAGUCCAAGGCUUCCUGCAGGCCUUGGAACUUAAACGGGCCGACUGGCUGGCACUUUUGAGCACUGCACCUGCCUAAGUGAGGCUGGCUACUGGCCACUUUGCCCUGCCCUCUGCCUCAUGGGCCCCAAGCUUUUCUUUUCUUGGUGAAAGGCACCUCCCUGUUUUUGAUGACUUGUGCUUCCUUUGCUUUGCAGGCAGUCCCAAAGGCAAGGCCUACUGCCUAUAGACAGACUCCCUGGAGUUUGAGGGACAGUCUCCCAUGCUUCCACUAAGUCCAAGAGCAGUCACUGAUAAUCUGGAGAUCAGGGGAUCCUAACUCAUCAGCUGUGUUUCCUGUCCCUGUUUUUGGAUACACGCUCUUUUUCUGCUACCAUAUCCUUCAACACGCAGAAGAGGUCUUCACAAAACCUAGGCCUUUGCCCAUCCUGCCGGAGCCCCCACCAUGUUGACUUCACAAAAGAUUUGAGUCUACUGGUAAAUAACCGAUAGGCAGCCAGCAUUGCAGGGCAGGGAAGAACGGAGUGGGAAGGACAGGAAGAAAAUUUGCCCAUCUGCUGCUCCUCCCCUUGGCUCUCCACCUGGGAUUUGCUAUUGAAUCUCCACCCCUCCCACCAGUACAGACUGCUCACUGAAAGGCUCAGCGCCCCCAAUGGCUCACGGAAGCCAGGCGGGUGAUUACAAUCCAAUUACCUAUUGUUGACUCAGCCCACACAGGCUUACUCCCCCUGCAGGGCAUGGGGCCAGACUCCACUCCCCAGUGAGACCCAACCCCUCCAUGGCUACAGGGUAGCAGAAGGGCCUGCAGAGCUCCUAGAGUCUAAUCCAACACAGGCCAACUUGUAACACAUCAGGACUGAACAGAACCAAGCAUUUCCUGAUUGACUGUCCCCUUCCCUUGCCAACUCAAAUUGAUUUCCACUCCCAAUCUUCAAGGCUCCUCACAGCUCUUUGACCUGACUCGCUAAGUAGGUCCUGAGACAAUUUACUCUCAUCAUGGCAGAACUUAACUCUAGGCUCUCAGCCUGUGAGGGCCAGCACUGCCUUUCAGGAAGAGACAAGAUCCUAUCCGUUCCCUGCCUACCCAUAGAGCUGAGGAGAGAUCACUACCUUUGAAGAAAGGUCUGCAGAGCUAUUCCACUUCAGGUGCCCCCAGAGCAGUAAAACUAGCCAGGAACGCUGACCAAA
Mesocricetus auratus (golden hamster) is the source of this 2344-nucleotide messenger RNA. RefSeq names its product dehydrodolichyl diphosphate synthase subunit (gene Dhdds). The record is from RefSeq and is a predicted model, not a curated record. Gene Ontology annotation, cellular component: endoplasmic reticulum; dehydrodolichyl diphosphate synthase complex. Lineage: Eukaryota; Metazoa; Chordata; Mammalia; Rodentia; Cricetidae. Gene Ontology annotation, biological process: polyprenol biosynthetic process. Gene Ontology annotation, molecular function: ditrans,polycis-polyprenyl diphosphate synthase [(2E,6E)-farnesyl diphosphate specific] activity. The coding region runs from base 231 to 1235 and encodes 334 amino acids. The transcript is spliced from 9 exons.